Molecule: messenger RNA, 2903 nt
Organism: Dermochelys coriacea (leatherback sea turtle)
Lineage: Eukaryota; Metazoa; Chordata; Testudines; Dermochelyidae
Product: fatty acyl-CoA hydrolase precursor, medium chain-like
Exons: 13
Coding region: 235-1947 (570 amino acids)
Source: RefSeq, a predicted model, not a curated record
UCAGGGUUGGUCUUGGUAGCUCUUGUUCAACCUGUCUCCAGAACUGGCUCUUUUAUUCACUUAGGGAUGGGGUGGAAAUUAAUUCUCUUCUAACACAUAUCUCCGAGGCCUUUUACAUCAUAUCUGUUUGGAUCUAGAGUUUAGUAACAAGCCCUUAGUCAGUCUUCUGCCCAUGUGACCUUUGUUCCUGCAUUUUGGCAAUUAGAAGAGAAGGAGCAGUUGGUUAGUGCAGACAUGAAAAUGCAAUCUGCUGUCAGGAGUUGGCUGUUCGGGUCUCUGAUUUGUACUGCAUGGUUCCUUGUGAUUGCAACUGAAGGGCAUAAAGGUGCACAACCAGAAGUGACUACCAAAUAUGGGCGACUUCAAGGAAAACAGACCAGCGUGAAAGGAACAGACAGGCUCGUGAAUGUUUUUCUUGGAAUUCCUUUUGCAAAACCACCUCUUGGACCCCUGAGAUUUUCCCCACCACAACAAGCAGAGCCAUGGAAAGGUCUGAGAGCUGCAAUUUCCUACCCACCAAUGUGCCUACAAGACAUGGAGUGGUUAAAGACACUGGAAACAAUGUUAAAAGCUGUAUUACCUCCCUUAACGGUUUCUGAAGAUUGUUUAUAUCUGAAUGUUUACACGCCUGCCCAUUCAAACAAGAAAGCUAAGUUACCUGUUAUGGUGUGGAUCCAUGGAGGAGCUUUGGUGAUAGGUGGGGCUUCGAUAUAUGAUGGGUCGGCAUUAUCCGCCUAUGAAAAUGUGGUGGUAGUAGCUGUCCAGUAUAGAUUAGGUAUUACUGGAUUCUUUAGUACUGGUGAUGAACAUGCUCGUGGAAACUGGGGCUUGUUGGAUCAAGUGGCAGCUCUGCAGUGGGUUCAGGAAAAUAUUGAGUUGUUUGGAGGAGAUCCAGAGUCUGUUACUAUAUUUGGAGAGUCUGCAGGAGGAUUCAGUGUUGGAGCACACAUUUUAUCUCCAUUGUCAAAAGGUUUGUUCCAUAAAGCCAUAUCAGAAAGUGGAGUUGCUCAACUUCCUGGCUUCUUUAUUUCCCAUCCUCAAGCAAUUGCUAAAUUGCAGGUAAUUGCUAAUAUAUCUGGCUGUGAGACAACCAGUUCUGCCAUGGUUCACUGUUUAAGGAAGAAAAUGGAUAAGGAAAUAAUGACCCUGAGUGCUGACCUAAUUAAGCAAGAGGCAUAUUUCUUUGCAGUUAUAGAUGGUGUGUUUAUUCCAAAGAAACCCGAAGAGCUGUUGGCUGCCAAAGAAUUCAGUACUGUCCCAUAUAUCGUAGGAGUAAAUAACCAUGAAUAUGGCUGGCUUAUUCCUUCAGCACUUAACUUUCCUGGCAUAGAAAAAGGGAUGGAGAAACAAACCAUAAUCUCAUCAUUGCAGCUGACAUUGUCACAACUGAAGUUUCCAUCUGAAUCUGUGUCUGUGGUAGCAGAUGAAUAUUUAGGAGACACAGAUGAUCCUGCUGAGCUGCGAGACCGAUUUCAGGAUCUGAUGGGAGAUUUCCUCUUUGUUAUUCCAGCUCUUCAAGUGUCUAAAUAUCAUAGAGACUCUGGCGCUCCUCUCUACUUUUAUGAAUUCCAGCAUCGACCCAGUACUUAUAAAGAUACUAAGCCAGAUUUUGUAAAGGCGGAUCAUGGAGAUGAAAUUGCCUUUGUCUUUGGUAUGCCGUUCUUGGGAGAUGAUACAGGCAUAGUUGUUGAGGCUACGGAGGAAGAAAAACAUCUCAGCCGAACGAUAAUGAAAUAUUGGGCUAACUUUGCUCGAAAUGGAAAUCCUAAUGGCAAGGGUUUGGUGGAAUGGCCAGUCUAUGAUUUGAAUGACCAAUACCUGGAAUUAAAUUUAAAGCAAAAGAAAGCAGAGAAACUGAAAUGGAACAGAGUGGAGUUCUGGACAGAGAUCCUCCCUGAAAAUGUGAAGAAAAUAACUGAAGACAGGAAAGAGCACUCAGAGUUAUAAAUGAUAAUGUUUACAUUUGUAUCUUUCAAAUUUGUCACAGCAAAAUUCUACCAGAUAAUAUUGGUUCAACAGAAAAAGUUUAAUCAUGUUAGCACAUUUUUUAGUUUGAUUGAGGGAAGUGAGAGCAAAGCUCUGGACAUUAUAGAGAUUUUGUUGCUAACUAGCGAAAUAUGUGACAAAGAGGAAAACUCCAGAUCAUUUACAUUAAAUAAUAGGAGAUAUUAACAAUUGAAAAAGUGGGUUAAUUCCCCAACAGAAGUAAUUGAGGCACUAGGGGCAUUGGAGGGAAGACUAGAUAUACCAUUUAGGGAUUUAAUGUAAAGGAUAAUCUUGUAUUAGAGGAAGUACAGGGGGAUAGAACUCUGUAUCUCAGGAAGAGACCCAUCUUCUGAGAUAUGAAUCCAACAUGGUAUGUAUCUUUUAAACAGCAACACACAUUACCCUCCAAUAUCUACAUUUUGAUAAUGGACUGGAAUAAAAUUUGGAACAUAAAUUAUUUCAAAUAUCAGAAAAGUCUGAUCGGGGAAAGGUUAAAAAUAUAGGGCCAAAUGAUAUCCUGAGAUGCAUGCUUCUGUUUUCUGUUUCCUCAACCAGACUUUGAAUGAUGCUAGGUAGGGCUUUUUAUUUUAUAUUAAUGCUUUGGAGGGGUUUUUUUAAACAGAAAAUGAAAGAUCACACAUGCAAAGGUUGUUAGCCAAUCUCAGUGUACAUACACAUAUAUGUAAUAUUGCUAAAAGCUUAACCACACUCUCCCAUACCAAACACAGUGAAAAUAACUUACCAAGAAAAGAAACAUUAACAUCUUUUUCUAAAAUUAAAACACUCUAUCAUCUGACAUUUUUCAGUAAUAUUUUCACUUGUAAAAUUGCACAACAUUCUAUUUUGUAUCAGAUAAUUUCCCUUGUUUGAUUAAUUUGUCUUUUAUUCUUCCCUGGAUAAAUUAAAGCAAUGGAAAA